Molecule: messenger RNA, 1940 nt
Organism: Amaranthus tricolor (Joseph's coat)
Lineage: Eukaryota; Viridiplantae; Streptophyta; Magnoliopsida; Caryophyllales; Amaranthaceae
Exons: 7
Coding region: 312-1697 (461 amino acids)
Source: RefSeq, a predicted model, not a curated record
CAUGUUUUGAUCAUAACACUAAGUAUUAAUAUCUACAACCCAUUUUCACAUGGUCAUAACUCCAACAAUAAAAACCAACCCAUUUUUCAAUUGGGUUCAUACUUCAUACCAUUUUAAUAACCCAUUUCCCCUUCUCUCUAAAACCAAGAACAAUUAAAGGGUACAGUGAUUCAGAAGCAGUAGAAUAGAAGCAAGUAUUCAUUUUGUUUGUCAUCUUUCCCAUUCAAAACCUUGGAAAUGGUGUUUUAAACACAAAAAUAAUAAAUACCCAUUAUAAAUAAAUAAUAAUUUUCCUUUUUGGGUUCUUUAUAAUGCAAUUAGGUGGAUUUAUAUUGGAAAAAUCAAGCAACAAUUUCUAUACAAGUAAAGAAUUGAGAAGAAGUAAAAGACAAUAUCAAUGUAGACAAGAAGAAGAGAUAAAACAGAGUAGUAGCAUGGAAUUUAAUUGCUUAUUGAAGAUCUAUUCAAUCAUUUAUAUCUUCUUAUUUGUUUCUUCUUCUCUGGUUUCCCCUGUUUCUUCUUCAAUGGAUUCUGAUAUUGACUCUAAACUAAGCAAUGAAACGCAUCGUUUUCGGCCUGGUGAACAAGUUCAGAGGUUAAGAAGAAUCAGAGAACAUCUUAAAAAGAUCAAUAAAACUCCUGUUAAAACUAUUCAAAGUGUAGAUGGGGAUCUUAUAGAUUGUAUAUUGGCACAUCAACAACCAGCAUUUGAUCAUCCUAUGUUACAAGGUCAAAAACCAUUGGAAGCACCAGAGAGGCCAAAAAGCCAGGAAAGUAACAGUAUGUUUGAAGAAAGCUUGCAAUUAUGGCAUUUAACAGGAGAAGCAUGCCCAGAAGGAACAAUUCCAAUAAGAAGAACUAUUGAAGAUGAUAUGAUGAGAGUUAAUUCUAUUAGAAGAUUUGGAAGAAAACCCAGAAGAGUUAGAAGAGAUUCUACUGGCUCUGAUCAUGAGCAUGCAGUGGGAUAUGUAUCCGGACAACAAUAUUAUGGAGCAAAAGCAAGCAUAAACGUUUGGUCACCUAGAGUUUCUAAUCCAUAUGAAUUCAGUUUAUCACAAAUGUGGGUCAUUUCUGGUUCCUUUGGUGAUGAUUUAAACACAAUUGAAGCUGGUUGGCAGGUUAGCCCUGAGCUUUAUGGAGACAACUACCCUAGGUUCUUUACCUAUUGGACUAGUGAUGCCUACCAAGCGACUGGAUGCUACAACUUGUUAUGCUCUGGCUUUGUUCAAACUAAUAGUAGGAUUGCUAUCGGGGCUGCUAUUUCACCAACAUCUUCAUAUAAAGGAGGACAGUUUGAUAUUAGCUUGUUAAUUUGGAAGGAUCCAAAGCACGGAAAUUGGUGGCUCGAAUUCGGAUCAGGUAUUUUAGUCGGGUAUUGGCCCUCAUUUUUGUUCACCCACCUAAGAGACCAUGCAAGUAUGGUUCAAUUUGGAGGAGAAAUAGUGAAUUCAAGGGCACAAGGUUUCCACACUUCAACACAAAUGGGAAGUGGUCAUUUUUCAGGGGAAGGCUUUGGAAAAGCUUCCUAUUUUAGGAAUUUACAAAUUGUAGAUUGGAGUAAUAGUUUAAUUCCAUUAUCUAAUCUCAAAGUUUUGGCAGAUCAUCCAAAUUGCUAUGAUAUUAGAGGUGGGAUUAAUAAUGUUUGGGGUAAUUAUUUUUACUAUGGAGGUCCUGGGAGAAAUGUUAGGUGUCCCUAAAAAUUAGGGCACCUAAAUUUUCCAUCACAUAUUGUAUUUUUUGGGGUGCCUUAAGUUGGGGUUUGUCGUAAUUGUUCAUGGGUUUGGGUUAUUUUUAUAGUUUUUUUUUUCUCUAUUUAUAUAAAAAAUUUUGGGAUCUUAGUCUAAUGUGUGAUCAAUUAAUUAAUCACAUUGUUUGUAGGAAGCCUUUGUAUAAAUUUUAUCUCGGAAAGGAAAAGUGAAUAUAGUAUGAUUUUCUUUUUU